This is a messenger RNA of Oryza sativa Japonica Group (Japanese rice), 1506 nucleotides long. The record is from RefSeq and is a predicted model, not a curated record. NCBI's taxonomy places the organism in Eukaryota, Viridiplantae, Streptophyta, Magnoliopsida, Poales, Poaceae.
UUCAGGCCCUCGUUUGAGUUCACUUGACAAGUCCGAGACGCAACACACCACGGAAACCGAAAAAAAAAAAAAAAGAGACACGACUCGCAGCCGCAGCUCACCAAGCCGACACGUCUCCUCCUCCUCCCACCACUCUACCUGUGCCCAGCGCCCUCCCCCCCCCCAGCCCAUCAGUCUCUACAAGAAGAUCCGAGGAGAGGAGCCUAACAACACCUGUCACCUACUACUACACACAGCGACAGAGAGGAGCAGAGCCGCAAGAAGAGUCGAGUCAUGGCGGGGUCGUCGUCCCUCAGCACGCUCUCCCUCUGCACGCAGUCGCCAUCACCGUCACCGGUGGCGUCCGCCCGCCUCGUGGCACCGGCUGUCCUCGGUUUCGCCGGGGCCCCGCGGUUCCCGACGCUGCGGGCCGCGCCACGGCGGCUGACGGCGCGGGCGGUGGCCGGGGACGCCGAGGACGAGUGGGGGAAGGAGCCGGCGGCGGACCAGGGCGGUGCCGCCGCGGCGGUGGCCGAGGCGCCCGCGGAUGUGCCGGUGACGAGCGAGGUCGCGGAGCUCAAGGCGAAGCUGAAGGAGGCGCUGUACGGUACGGAGCGCGGCCUGCGCGCGUCCAGCGAGACGCGCGCGGAGGUGGUCGAGCUCAUCACGCAGCUCGAGGCCCGCAACCCCACGCCGGCGCCCACCGAGGCGCUCACCCUCCUCAACGGCAAGUGGAUCCUCGCGUACACCUCAUUUUCACAGCUAUUCCCACUAUUGGGGUCUGGUAGUUUGCCUCAGCUUGUCAAGGUGGAAGAAAUAUCACAAACUAUUGAUUCUGAGAACUUCACGGUUCAGAAUUGCAUCAAGUUUUCAGGACCUUUAGCAACAACUUCAGUGUCUACCAAUGCCAAAUUUGAAGUUCGAAGUCCCAAACGUGUACAGAUCAAAUUUGAUGAAGGCAUUAUCGGCACUCCACAAUUGACUGAUUCUAUUGUACUACCUGAGAAGUUUGAGUUAUUUGGGCAGAAUAUUGACCUGACCCCAUUGAAGGGCAUAUUUUCAUCAAUUGAAAAUGCAGCAUCCUCAGUUGCUAGAACCAUCUCUGGUCAACCUCCACUAAAGAUACCAAUUAGGACUGACAAUGCUGAGUCUUGGUUGCUCACAACCUACCUUGAUGAUGAGCUUAGAAUCUCCAGAGGUGAUGGCAGCAGCAUCUUUGUACUGUUUAAGGAAGGAAGCACCCUCCUAUAUUAAGCUUGGCAUGCCUAAUCUAGGGUAGAACUUGAUGCUGAAGCAACUCCAAGCAGUACUUGUGGCUAAAUUAUUUUUCAUAUUUAAGUUGGUGUGUUGUUAUUUGUGUUUGUAUAGUUCGGGCGUUUGGAUUAUGUGAAGUUUUGUGUAUGUGUAAUGUAUUCUUUGAUGUCCCUGAGCACCUGAGCUGCUAUACUAGUAUACAUGUUAUAUAUUGCAAAAGUUACACUGAAAUGUAAAAGGAAUAUGUGAAGCGCCCUUUCUGUAUUUCUUUCA